AUUCAUGGUUUCCUCUCCGUAAGAGAAGUGCAUUUAGAUAAGACAGAAGGAUUUUACAGAAAGAAAGAAGCAAAGGAAGAAAAAAGAAGGAAAGAAAAGAGAGGGAGAGAGAAAGAGGCUAUACACAUUUAACAGGAUUUUUCUAAAAGCAUCCCAACAAUCUGAGGAGGAGUUAUCUCAGAUCAGCAUCUUGCCAGAUGUUUUACAAGGACUCAGCUCUCUGACCUCUGAUGAAGAGGUGGCUUAACACGGAGUAUUUUUGCUGUUUUAGAGCAAAAUUCUUUCUUCCUUUAAGACAGUUUUUUUCCUGACUGAAAUAAUUUUAAAGUCACGUUUCAAAGAGAUUUCAGCAACUCCUUUGCAAGAUACGUAAAUUUCAAAGAUACUUUUUUAAUCCUGAAAACCUUAAGGGCAAAGUGCUGAAUGUUUUAAAGUUGACUGGAAGUAAACAAACCUCAGAAAAGCAUUAACUCUUUACUUUAAAUUAUAAACGCUUUUGGGCAACUAAUUUAUCCUUUCAUUUAUUAAGCUUUGAAAAGACAGCUGUUCACGUUACCUGUUGAAUUUGAAGUUGAUCCUGUGUAAAUUGAACUUCUUGUCAAUGAACAGUUUUUAGGCUUCAGCUGAAUUUUCCCACAGAUUUGCCAAGCUGCUGUUGCAAAGCUUACACAGAUAUUUACAAUUUUGAAAGAGAAAAAGAAGGAAAGACAGAUGACUCAGAAAGAAGGAGGAACAGAGCAGGGGCGCCUUAAAACAGAGGAAGGUCUAAGGACCAAAACCAUGGCUGGGGCCCCCUCGGCUGGCGGAGGAGUGGUGGUGGAGGUUCGGGAGAAGAAGGGACCUCUCCGGGCUGCAAUACCCACAAUGCCUUUCCCCGUGGCUGUCAUUUGUCUUUUCCUGAACACCUUCAUACCUGGGCUUGGAACCUUCGUCUCGGCGUUCACCGUGCUGUGCGGCGCACGCAGCGAGCUGAUCUCAGAGAGAGGCGUGUGCUGCGUGUUCUGGCUCAAUGUGGCAGCUGCCCUCAUCCAGAUCCUGACAGCCGUCAUAAUGGUUGGGUGGAUCAUGAGCAUCUUCUGGGGAAUGGACAUGGUCAUCCUGGCGAUUUCUGACGGCUGUAGAGACCAAGGUAUCCCUCAAGAUGUUUGAGACGGGUCUCUCUCACAUUUACUGACGGAUCAUAUGAAGCUGGCCCAACAAAACCACAAUGAAGGAAAACCUUGAACGACUUUCGACUUGAUAUUGAGUCGACAACAGCGUAUGGCAGAGACGUGUAAAAAAUGAAUGGAUAUGAAUUGACUGAUGGCUGGCUGCUGAUUUGGUCGACACCAGACUUUAUAUUUAAAAAGAAUUUGGACAUUUAAAAAAAAGAAAAGGAUCAUUUUGUUUUGUCUUAGAGAGAAAUGUUUUUCUUGGCUUUUGUUUUUGUCAAAAAGGAAUAACUGCUAGUGUUUGACUUCAGCAUUAGCUUGAAAAAAUAGUGAAAAUCCAGUGAAAUUGUAAAUCCAACAACGACAAAAAAUUAUUUUAUAUGAUCAUAUGCGGGCUGCACAGUGGCGCAGUUGGUAGAGCUGUUGCCUUGCAGCAAGAAGGUCCUGGGUUCGAUUCCCGGCUGGGGUCUUUCUGCAUGGAGUUUCAUGUUCUCCCUGUGCAUGGUGGGUUCUCUCCGGGUUCUCCGGCUUCCUCCCACAGUCCAAAAACAUGACUGUCAGGUUAAUUGGUCUAUCCAAAUUCUCCCUGGGUCUGAGUGUGUGUGUGAAUGGUUGUGUGUCCUGUGUGUCUCUGUGUUGCCCUGCGACAGACUGGCGACCUGUCCAGGGUGAACCUCGCCUCUCGCCCGGAACGUUAGCUGGGGAUAGGCACCAACAACCCUCCUGACCCCAUUAGGGACAAAGGGUAAAUAAAAAAUGGAUAGAUGGAUGGAUGAUCAUAUGCUGUUUGUGAAAUUUGACUGGAGGCCAAAUCGUUGUUUCCACUGCUGAACUGGAGUGUCACAUUAUCUCUGGUUUCUCUUACGAGGUAUACUCUCCGCUUAUAGAGCUGCAGAUUAGCACAGGCUAGGGCAUUAGCAUAUUUUAGUCCUAAAUCUUGCAAUAUGUUUAACCUCCCCAUUAACCUCCCCACCACUCUUAAAAAUCUCUUAGCACUUUCAUUGUUAUUAUGAUUAAAAGAAGUGCCAGUGGUGGAUAGUUUGUUAGCACAAACUAAUGAACUCAGUGUGUUACCAAACAAACACAUCUUUCUCAAAUGUGCUUUAUGUUUAUUUAAAACUAUACUUUUUAAAAAUAAAUAAAUAAAUUCAUUACAAAAAUGUUUGCUGAGGAUAUGAUCUUAGUAGUUCAAAUGUGCUUGUUUAAGUUUUCUUUCCAAAAGGAUUCAUCUUUCCCCAUUAUUUAAUUUGAAUUUUCACGCAUCCUAAAUGUGUAAAUCUGUGCCAAUGGGAUUUUACACAUUAUUCAAGCUUCAAAUCUAAUUAGCAAGUCUUAAAAUAGCAGCUCUUUGCGCUUGACGUGGCCACAACCCCGACGGUCACUUUAAAGAAAAGACUAAGCCUGAGAGAUUGUGGCUGGUUACAGGUCUGCACUGUCAUCAAUACAACACUCCCAAUGUUGGAGACUGAAUGUGGGACAGUACCAGCAAAGGAAUCUGAGAGGGCAUUGGGUUAAAAGUGAGAAAAGUCUAUAAACUAUUCUCAAUCAAUCAUCAGAAGGUUCUUUUGGAAUCGUUGCUCUGAACAAGAGCUUUCUCAUGGUCGCCAGACAGUGAACUGCGUCGUUGGCUUGUUUCCAGGAACUUUAUCAGAGGUCAAAGAGCAUCCUGAGACCAAAUAGCUUCAACAAACUUGAGCAGUAAAAACUCCAGGAUCCGGAGCCAGACCAGGGUCAAGAGCUAAUAACUUCUGGAUCUGGAUCUGCCUCAUAUUUAUACUAUCUUGUUUAUUAUUUUUGAGCAAGUGAGCCACUGGGUCACUUUGGCUCAACUGCGAUCCAAAGGAGUGCUUCAGAUCAAAACCUCGGUGAGCUUGUUUGCUAAAAAUGUUUAAAAAAUACGUAACGUGUGCUCAGAGAAGGUCAAGUAUGAGCUGACUCGAGCCGAGUGAAAGUUUGGGUUUUGAGUUUACUUAGAAAAUUUAUUCUAGAUAAUACUUCAGAUUUUUUUUUUAUCUGUUUUUCUUUUUAUAUCUAUACACAAGCUGAGAAUAAUGUGAUACACAGAUUAUACACCGUGGACACAGGAUCUGAUCACAGUUGCUGCUUUCAACUCAGUAGGAUCUGAUGCUAGCAUAAUGAACUCAGAGUUCCUUCAUUUGGUCAGAGCAUAGUGUAAUUUUAAAACUGGUUAAUAAUCCUGGCAUUAACAGAUAUUGCUUCCUGCCCCUGUAACAUAGUAUGUUAAGUAGUGGGGUAUAAUACAGGACAGACAAAACGGCUGUAAGACAUAAUGAUUAAAUUAGUAAUUGUGUCAGCUGCAUCAAACCUAAUGUGAAUAUUUCAGGUUUAGUUCCUGUACCUUUUAUGUGUCGUCGUAUUUUUAACCAAAUGCCUUUUCAAUUAUACUGCCGUGUUUUGUAUAUAUAUAUAUAUAUAAACAAAACUAAACAAUGUUUUUCUGUCUUUUUAUGUUGUACAGUGUUUAUAUGCAAGAAAAAGAUGAUAAUAACAAUGAAUGAUGUCUGUAAAAGUGAUAUUAUUCUAUGCCUUACAACUGAUCCAUGUUCUCUUAAGUGAGUGUUACUGGGGUGUCUUCAUUUUAUUUAGAUUUAGAAGCAGUUUAAGCAUCCAGAUCAAACAUCACACUGUAAGUACAUAUUUAGUAACUUCUGGUAUGUGUCAUGGGAAUCCUUGUAUCUUUGUUUAAUAUUGACAUUGUGCUAGAGUUUUUGGCCAUGCAGUGCUGUGAAAACGUAUUUGGCUCCCUCUGUCUUUGCUUUUCUGUUACAUUUAAAUAUUUUAGAUGAGCAAAUAUUUUAAUUUAUUAUUAUUAUUUUUUCAUCAGACAAAGUCAACCUGAGUAAUUACAAAAUCUUGUUUUUAAAUUAUUAUUUUGUGUUUCAAUGGCAGAAAGCCGUUGGAUUGGACAGCUUUUGUCACUUUGCUCCAUAGAAUAUUUUCUUUCUGAGUGGACAUUUUUUUCUUUUCUUUUUUUUUUUUUUUUGCCAUCAAAUGAAUGUAUAUAAUGACGUGUGCUUGCAAAUACAAAUGGAGAUUUCAGAACCUUAAGUCAGAGUCUCAGCUUAUUUCUGUGGCACUGGGAUAAACAUAAGCAGCUUGAGGAAUCAUGCAAUAAAUACUCACCCUAAUAUUGAACUUUCGUCAUUUGCAGCUCAUAGCAGUGAGUGUGGACAUUAAUUACUGAAUUAUGCAUGUUUUUUUUCUAUUGAAAUCACAAAAGUAUUCAUUUUUCCUGCUUGUAAACUCAACCGCGGUGGGGACGAGAGAGUUUCUGUUUUUCCUGCCGCAGCCAUGUGGUCAGCCUUAGCUUCAUUUGUAUGUUCAGUUUUUUAUGACUGCAAAUAAAGUGUGAAUUUAUCUCUGA
Molecule: messenger RNA, 4536 nt
Organism: Gambusia affinis (western mosquitofish)
Lineage: Eukaryota; Metazoa; Chordata; Actinopteri; Cyprinodontiformes; Poeciliidae
Gene: stum
Product: stum, mechanosensory transduction mediator homolog
Exons: 4
Coding region: 712-1149 (145 amino acids)
Source: RefSeq, a predicted model, not a curated record